This is a messenger RNA of Periconia digitata, 1955 nucleotides long. The record is from the annotation of a GenBank genome assembly. Lineage: Eukaryota; Fungi; Ascomycota; Dothideomycetes; Pleosporales; Periconiaceae.
UCUUCACUUUGGUUCACCUUGCUUCACCCUGCAUCAUGGAUCUCCGUCUCUUUCUAAAUUUAUUUGCCGUCUUUCUCUACAGUACUGCUGUAAUUGCGCAGAGCUCUGAUGAAGCAGCGCGACCAGGGAAGAAAAAGAGUGUGGUAUUCAUACUCACCGACGAUCAAGACCAACGCAUGAACUCUCUCGACCACAUGCCCGAGGUUCAGAAGCUCCUUAUCGAUGAGGGAACUUGGUACCAGCGACACUACGCACCCACUGCCCUUUGCUGUCCCGCCCGCGUCAGUAUCUGGACAGGCCUCCAUGCCCACAAUCACAAAGUAACUAGUGUGCACGGUAAAUGGGGUGGAUGGCCGAAAAUUCUACAGCAGGGUUUGAACAGCAAGUAUCUCCCGAUCUGGCUAAGAGAAAAUGGGUACAAAACCUACUAUGCAGGAAAACUGUACAAUGGCAUGAGCGAAAAGAACGGAGUGGAGACGACGACGGCCAGAGGCUGGACAGAUGCUCAACUCCUUUGCGGAGCUUCGACGUAUCAGUACCACGACCCGCCUUUUCAGCACGUUAAUGAGACCAAUUGGAACAACCCACACAAGAUCAACAAGAAUUUCAAGGGCAAUUACAGCACCACCAAAGUGGCGGAUUUCGCUUACGAGUACCUUCGGGAAGCAGUAAAGCAUGACGACCCAUUUUUCUUGGCCAUUGCACCAAUCACACCACAUGUCCAGGUUGGCAAAGAUAAUGGUCCACCAGUACCGGAAAAGAAGUACAAGGGAACACGCCCCGACGCUCAAAUCCCCCAAACUGAUAAUUUCAACCCAGGAAAAAGGUCCGGCGUCAACAAGGUCUGGCACCUCGAUCGCCUAAACGACCAAAAGACCAAGCUGCUAAACGAGCACUAUCAAGACCGCACGGAAGCCCUGCUCUCAGUCGACGAUAUUGUAGCGCAAGUCCACAAGAUUCUCAAGGAUAACAACAAGCUCGAUGAUACAUACAUCAUAUACAGCAGUGAUAACGGGUUUCACCUCGGUCAGCAUCGCCUCGGGGCGGGUAAAAAAUUUGCUUUCGAGGAGGACACAAACGUUCCGCUCAUCAUCCGAGGGCCUGGCGUUCCAAAAGGCAGAAAAACGUCGAUAGUGACUGCCCACGUAGACCUCUCGCCCACGAUACUGGAGAUGGCGGGAAUGAAGCAGCGCGACGAUUUUGAUGGGAGAAAGAUCCCAAUCACUGACGGCGAUCUCGACCAGCGAGAGAAGAGCGAUGCCGAUGAAUACGCGAAUGUUGAGUUUUGGGAGGGCACAUCUUUCGGCUUCAACACGAUUCAAGGCAAAAACGUGACCGGUAAGUUCGUUAACGCGUACAAGUCUCUCCGUCUCGUCGGGAAGAGUUAUGAUAUCUCGUAUAUAAUCCACUGCCACAAUAAUGCGCACGAGCUCUACGAUCUCUCCAACGACCGCGUGCAAAUGGAAAACCUACACCCCGCGGCUCCCGCGCCUGAGAGCGAACAAAACGCCUUUGAAAGCGGAACAAACACCUUGGCUGGCUUUCCAAUACAGAAACUCCUUCAAAGAAUCGAUGCCGCCCUCUUGGUUCUCAAGUCAUGCAAGGGAGACGAGAUACUCUGCCAUAAGCCUUGGGCGCAGUUACAUCCCCAGGGGAAUGUGAACAGUCUUCGAGAUGCUAUGAAUACCCGGUGGGACGAAAAGUACGAUGACCUGCACUCUAACUAUAAAGUUGGGUUUACGCAGUGUUACAAGAACGGCAAGAUCGAUGUCGAGGCUGAGGGGCCGCAGUGGACGAAAACGGGGCCGAAACCUGGAAACCAAAACUUGGUAUCCUUCACCAACGAAAACGAUCCUGAUAAAUGGGCUGUUUCAAGCAACGACACAGACGUCGAUGAGAAAUGGACAGUAGGGAAAGAUGGCGAAGAAGAGGGCUGGUGGGAUGAUUGGGAGUAA